GUUCCUCACAAGCAGGAGAGCCGCACCGAUCAUCUGGCGAUAGAAUCCAAACACAGAAACCACGCCCCCCCCGUUCAUUCUGGUUGUACCAAUCAAAUCGAACUCCGGCGCAGGCAAUCCCCAACCUUUCGAAAGCAAUCCCAAGCAAAAACCGAACAGCACAAUGGUUCCGAAUCCGGGAGGAUUCCUCCUCGCUGGCCUCUUUCUAGGCCUCUUUGUUGGACUUGCGAGUGGAGAACAACAACAACAACAACAACAACAACAAGGCAACGCGGGGAGAGGCCGCCCCGAUUUCGAUACCGACGAGGAAGAAAUAGCGCACUACGGCCCGAUCGAUCGGUUCUGGAGGUACCACGCCGAGAAAAAGACGCUGGUUCUGGGAGGCGUCGAGUACUAUGAUACGAUACAAUCCUGCAUGGACGAAAAGCUCACGCCCGAGGAAUGGGCCUCGGUCCGGCAGCCCCAGGAGCUGGACCGGAGCGUCGGAACGCGUUUCCUCGACUACGAGGGGAAACGGGAGGUCUUUCUGAUCGAGGUGAAGAACGCCAUGAGCCCGAUUCAUGCCAAGGCCGUUCGCGUGCUGAAGGACUGCGUCAAGAACAACAUCUCGGUGCUGCACGAGCACCGGCCCAUGUACCAGGUCUACGAGGUCAGCGAAUCGGCGGACCAGAGCCUCAAGGACGAGAUGGGGGGAAACAACCCGACCCAUCUCAACUCGAUCAUUGCCAUCUUUUUGCCGGACGUCGUGAAGGAGCAGUACAAGACCCUGGCCUUUGCCUACCACCACGCCGGCUGGCAGGCCCUAGUGGUCCGGGACGAGAUCCUGGAUCGCUACCGCGCUGGCAGCUACGACGCUGCCUUUGUUCCCGUCGAGCACGCGGGGAUGCGGGCCUGCGAGUACCUCACCUACGAGGGCUUCAACAACCUCUACGAGCACCAGGACGGUUUUGCCACCUCGGUGGUCCUCAACGUCUUUUUGUCGGAGGGCGAUGCCUACGAGGGCGGUGCCUUUUACAUGAAGGACAAGGUCAACGAGGAGUACCACCACGUGAGGCCGGACCAGUACAGCGCCUUGGCCUUUCUGGGGGGGACCUACGACCACGGCGUGGACACGAUCCACUCCGGGAUCCGCGAGGCCCUGUCGACCGAGUUUUGGUACUACCCCGACCUUCCGCCGGGGGUCAAUCUCUGCGCCGCCGACUUUGGAAAUAUUGAGCAGCACGUCAGGAACUGCAACAAGGUGCAGAAAUCUUACCGAGACGGAAAGGUAGAAACGGACUAUUCGGCCCACUGCGACGCCAUCUUUCCGUCGAACUCCAUCUACGGGGUCUGCAAGUCCCACUUCGGGGAAAUGCGAAACAUUUACGGGGACCAGGCAGCGGGGAACAACGACGGCGCGGAAUCCACAAAGGCAGACGCCGCAGCCGCAACCGCAAUMGUGACGGACAAAGAGAAGGCAGCCAUCGAAGGCGUGAACACCAAGAACGGCACGGAACUGUGAUCCAUCGAUCGACGCAUCACUCGCUCGAUCCGUCCACAAUGCUAUGAUUUGUAUUAUACUACUGCGCGAUUCAACAAGAAACUACACUGCUCUUUUUGCGACCUAUAAUGGUAGAAAAAUUACAUUCUGUGAGAGAUAAACAAUGACACUAUUCAACUGCAUUUACGCCGUAGAAAACAUUAGGUGGCAGGACAAAGUCGUGCAUUGCCCGCAGACUCCUUUACAGGAAAUGCUGGUGUAGCUAUUGGACACUUUCCCAAGUCCAACAAACUGAUCAGAUCAUAUGACGCUGUGGAAUGAGUUGAGGGCGCCAUCUUACAUGUAGGAAGUCAAGACUGAUUUAUUUCAGACAAACCUCGCCAGUAAGGUAUAAAACAUUACAAUCCAU
This is a messenger RNA of Pseudo-nitzschia multistriata, 1889 nucleotides long. Lineage: Eukaryota; Bacillariophyta; Bacillariophyceae; Bacillariales; Bacillariaceae. The record is from the annotation of a GenBank genome assembly.